AUGAAGUCAUCCAUGCUUCUCGCCGUUUCCGGCGCUCUGCUUGCCAUGGCUUCUCCUCUCGCACUUGAAAAGCGCGCGUACGAGACCAAGUUCGUUACUGAAUGGACGACGGUUUACGUCACCGAUGGAGUGCCUGCGGCGACCAUGUUCGCUCCUGGAGCACACAUCCAUCCCACCCCUCCGGUAGAGGAGACUCCCACUCCCACCCCGACCCCGGAACCAACUGUGGCACCUGAGCCAACUGUUGCGCCUCCACCUCCCCCCCCGCCUCCGCCUCCGCCUGCUCCGGUUGUUAUCGAGUCUCAACCGCCGCCUGUUGUCCAUGCACCAGCUACCAAGGCCAAGGCGCCGAAAACCACCAAGCAGGUUCAGGCACAGGCCGCGGAAAAUACGCAGGCACCGGCCGCGAGCCCCCCUACCGACUAUGCCAGCACUGGUGUUUACCAGCACAAUAUCCACCGAGCCAACCACUCUGCCCCGGCCUUGUCCUGGAGUGACGCUCAUGCCAGCUACGCUGCUCAGACUGCUAGCAAGUGCGUCUUUGCACAUGACCUUUCUCCUGGCGGUGGCGGCUACGGCCAGAACCUCGCCAUGUAUGGCUCGUCCGGUGAUGUUCAGAGCUUGGGGGCGAACAAAGUUUUGGCCCAGGGAAUCACCAACAUGUGGUACAAUGGGGAGCUGAACAAAUUCCCAUCCAGCGAGUAUGGCAAGAGCAGCCCCGACAUGGGCGACUUUUCAAGCUGGGGUCACUACUCCCAGGUGGUCUGGGCCGGCACUCAGCAGGUUGGCUGCCACUCCCAGCUCUGCCCCGCUGGCACCCUGUACGCCUCAAUGGAUGCUUGGUUCACCGUCUGCAACUACUACCCAGCCGGCAACAUGGGCGGUGCUUAUGCCAAGAACCUCCAUCCGCCGCUCGGUGAAGCCACUGUGAGGGCCUAA
Phialemonium atrogriseum is the source of this 939-nucleotide messenger RNA. RefSeq names its product PR-1-like protein. Gene Ontology annotation, cellular component: extracellular region. The coding region runs from base 1 to 939 and encodes 312 amino acids. The transcript has 3 exons. The record is from RefSeq and is a predicted model, not a curated record. NCBI's taxonomy places the organism in Eukaryota, Fungi, Ascomycota, Sordariomycetes, Cephalothecales, Cephalothecaceae.